Molecule: messenger RNA, 2010 nt
Organism: Drepanopeziza brunnea f. sp. 'multigermtubi' MB_m1
Lineage: Eukaryota; Fungi; Ascomycota; Leotiomycetes; Helotiales; Drepanopezizaceae
Source: RefSeq, a predicted model, not a curated record
AUGGAUGCAGCAAGUGAUCUCGGAACAGUUGAGGGGGCCAAGGCCCAGCUACCUGCUGAGAGUCAGCUAGGUCGUCGAUCCAAGGAGAACUUCGACGUUGCCGUCCGGGAUGGGUCUGAAGAGGACUUCGAGUUUCCUACCGAGGAGGAUUUGGCAACCCUCCGCAGAGUAUCUGGACAGAUCCCCUGGUCGGCAUACACCAUCGCGUUCGUCGAGCUGUGUGAACGUUUUUCUUACUAUGGAACAACCGCUGUCUUCGUCAACUUCAUCCAGCAGCCGCUCCCUCCGGGAUCCAAAACAGGCGCCGGUUUCGCCGGUCAGUCUGGUGCUUUGGGCAUGGGGCAGCGUGCCUCGACCGGUCUGACCACUUUCAACCAGUUCUGGGCCUACCUCACGCCGCUUGCCGGUGCCUACGUGGCAGAUCAGUAUUGGGGCCGUUUCAAGACCAUUCAGAUAUCCUGCGCGGUCGCUUUGGUCGGCCACGUUAUCCUCAUCAUCUCGGCCAUCCCUCCGGUCAUCAUUAAUCCCAAAGAGUCCGUUGCGUGCUUCUCAGUCGGGGUUUUCAUCAUGGGUAUCGGUGUGGGGGGCUUCAAAUCCAAUAUCUCACCGCUGAUUGCAGAGCAAUGUACCGAGACAGUGAUGCGGGUGAAAACUACAGAAGCUCGCGAGCGAGUGAUCAUGGAUCCUGCGGUGACCACAUCUCGUGUGUAUCUGUAUUUCUACCUCAUGAUCAACCUGGGAGCUUUGGUUGGGUCCAUCAGCAUGGUCUAUGCCGAGAAAUAUGCUGGCUUCUGGCUAGCAUUCCUCCUGCCAACGUGCAUGCUCUGUAUCUGCCCAGUGCUCAUUAUCCUCUGUAAGAGUCAGUACCAUCUAACGCCACCAACGGGGUCAACAAUCGCCACGGCAGGCAAGCUGUGCAACCUUGCCAUGAAGGACAAGUGGACAUGGAAUCUAGCGGCGCUUAAACGAAAUAUCAGCGCGGAAGGGUUCUGGGACAACGCCCUGCCAUCUCGUCUGGGUGCCAACAGGCCAGAGUGGAUGACCUUCGACGACACCUGGGUGCAUGAAGUCAGCAGAGCUCUGGUUGCAUGCAAGGUUUUCCUGUGGUAUCCUGUAUACUGGCUCGCCAACAACCAGGCGAGCAACAACCUCACAUCUCAAGCUGCAACCAUGACACUGAACGGCGUCCCCAACGAUAUCGUAGCCAACUUCAACCCCCUCUUCAUCGUCAUCCUAGUCCCCGUCAUGGACCGACUCGUGUACCCGACCUGCCGCAGGAUCGGAUUCAACUUCUCGCCCAUCAAACGCAUCACGUGCGGAUUCUUCCUCGCCGCCAUAGCCAUGAUCUCCGCGACCGUCACCCAAGCGUACAUCUACCACCAGACGCCGUGCGCCAACAACAACGCCAGCGACUGCAUUCUCCCCAGUGGAGACUUGUGGCACUCCAACAUCUCCGUGUGGGUGCAGCUGCUGCCGUACGGCCUCAUGGGCUUCUCCGAGAUCAUGGCCGCGGUCACGGUCCUCGAGUACGCGUUCACGAAGGCGCCGACCAACAUGCGCUCCAGCGUCACGGCCGUCUCGCUCUUCAUGAACGCCAUCUCGUCGGCCGUCGCCCAGUCGCUCACGGUGAUGUCGGCGGAUCCGCUGCUGGUGUGGAACUACGGCACCGUGUCCGUGCUGGCCUUAGUCGGUGCGAUCCUGUUCUACCUGACGAACAGGAGGAUUGAAGAGCGCGAAGAUAAGAUGAACAUGUUGCCACAAGCCGAGUUCGGGGAGAUGGAGGCGGGCAAGAGGUUUGGGGGGAUGGAUGACGAGAAGACGGUAAGUAAUCUGAUGAAUGUGACGACGAGCGGAUGCGAUAUGACUAUGAUGAAUGUGGAAGCUAUUGACGCUAUAUCCGAACUUCCAUCCCUCCUCUCUUUGCAUCGCCGCAAAGGCUUGAUGCGAGAGAAGAUAUUGUACGAUGGUAUACCGGCCGACUUGUCAAGGUUCUUGAGAGGGGCGUCAUGA